This is a messenger RNA of Erythranthe guttata (spotted monkey flower), 357 nucleotides long. Lineage: Eukaryota; Viridiplantae; Streptophyta; Magnoliopsida; Lamiales; Phrymaceae. The record is from RefSeq and is a predicted model, not a curated record.
AUGACCGAACCCCUGAACCCACUUUUCCUUCUCCUUGAGCCUCAACCAGCCCCACAUACUGUCCCGUCCAACUGUCCCAACAGUUCGUCCGACAGUGAUACAACACCCACCUCAUCUCCAUCCAUCCUCCCCAACCCGGCUGAACCCUCAAACCCAGUUGAACCACAACCUCCCCCUCCUACCGUCUCACCCCCACCCAACCAUCCCAUGGUGACACGUAGCAAAGCCGGUAUUCACAAGCCUGAAAUCCCCUUCCCUCUCACAGUGUCUACCUCAUCUCCAACUCCCACUACAUAUCGCCAAGCUCUUCUUGAUAAAAAAUGGCGUAUGGCCAUGCUUGAGGUUAUACUACUUUGA